GCCGGUGAGUGGUAAUCCCCUGCCGUCCAUGGUUUACUCUGAGCCCGUAUUUAAUUCCUCUAAACCCUCAGCUGCCGUCCUGGUUACUCACUGCACGACAGACUGUGAACCGCUCCGGUUAUUAAUAAUUCACCAGAACUCCACUCCUCCGGCCGCGAUCCACUGCUGCUCCUCGGCGCGCUCCGGACCCCCGCAUCACUUUUUUUCUGGGUUUAUUACACUUUAACAGCCGUUAACCCACUAUUUAAUUAAUUCGUCAUUCAGGAAUAUAGCGUAGGCUACACACAGGCGCGUUCUCGCGAAUUCGUCUGGAAUGCUGAAGUGUCGCUUCUCUCCCAAACUCAUUGAGUGCAACGUCCAUGGUGCCAUAUCUGGUGCUUGUGAUCUUUUUUUGUAAAUCUGGGCGCGGAUGAACAGGUGAAGAAGGGACCAAAGAUAAUUCCACUUUUUUAGGAUGACAAGAGGAUUGGGAUAAUACACAAAGCUUCAUUGAGGCGCACGUUGAGCCACACAGAAGCAACAGCUUAUUUGUAAGCGCGUAAGCAGAGUCUACUUACUGUUGGUCUUCACUCCCAUGCAAAGAAAGAAAUCUGCUCUUUUUCUUGGAAGCUGACGAGACGCUCGCAUCGUGUACGGAUUUGCCUCGCGGGGCAUUCUGUGGACAGAGGAGACGGAAGGGACCGCGCAUUGACAGACGUCAACAGCAAGUCCUCAAAACUCCGGGAGUCACGGUCUGUGUUUGCAUGGAAGUAACACGCGGUGAAAGCGGACAUAAACACCCAGAAUAAAGCCGCGAAGUGGACUUGGAUACGCCGGCUCCCUUUCCCUGUCGUAUGAGAAGAGUAAAACUACAAUAAAAAAAUGUUCGCCGGGCUACAGGCCGUCCCGUAUUAGGGUUCUUUUGCUUCCGGUAUCAGAAGAAACCGAGUAGUUUGCUCUCUCCCACACAUUUUGGAAGCUGAACUUUUGUAGAGUGGAAAAUGGGUCUUUGAGACAGUUGGCACAUUUCCCUGCUCCACAAUGGCCAGCGAAACCUUUCUGGUGAAUGAAGACCCGUCCAGAGGUCCUGGGAUGCCUGAAUGCUUUGUAGUAUCAGAUUCCUACAGGUAUUGCACUACUCACCUUCUAAACAAUGCAUUAGUGGAUGAAUUUCAUCCCUUCAUCGAGGCCCUUCUUCCCCAUGUCCGAGCCUUUUCCUACACUUGGUUCAACCUGCAGGCCCGCAAACGCAAGUACUUCAAGAAACACGAGAAGAGGAUGACAAAGGACGAAGAACGCGCGGUGAAAGACGAGCUGCUCGGCGAGAAGCCUGAGAUCAAGCAGAAGUGGGCGUCACGGCUGCUGGCCAAGCUCCGCAAGGACAUCCGGCCGGAAUUCCGCGAGGACUUUGUCCUCACCAUCACGGGGAAGAAACCCCCCUGCUGUGUCCUCUCCAACCCGGACCAGAAGGGCAAGAUCCGCCGAAUCGAUUGCCUCCGCCAGGCCGACAAGGUGUGGAGGCUGGACCUGGUGAUGGUCAUCCUGUUCAAGGGCAGCCCGCUGGAGAGCACGGACGGCGAGCGGCUGGUCAAGUCGCCCCAGUGCUCCAACCACGGCCUUUGCGUCCAGCCCCACCACAUCGGAGUGUCUGUCAAGGAACUCGACCUCUACCUGGCCUACUUCGUACACUCGCCAGAAUCUGGACAGUCAGACAGCUCAAACCAACAAGGAGACACAGAUAUCAAGCCACCGCCCAAUGGGCACUUGAGUUUCCAGGACUGCUUUGUGACUUCAGGGGUGUGGAACGUGGCUGAGCUGGUCCGUGUGUCACAGACUCCAGUGGCUACAGCGUCCGGCCCCAACUUCUCCCUGGCCGACCUGGAGAGUCCUGGCUACUACAACAUCAACCAGGUGGCCCUGGGAAGGCGCUCCAUCACCUCCACUCCCUCCACCAGGACUGAAAUGGAGCUUUAUGCAAGUCUCCCACGGAGCUCCAACAAGCGCAAGUCCAUUGACGACAGUGAGAUGGAGAGCCCGGUGGAUGAUGUGUUCUACUCUGGCCGUUCUCCGGCGGCCGGCAGCAGCUCCCAGUCCGGCGGCUGGCCCAAUGACGUGGACGCAGUGCAGCACCAUUUGGCCAGUGUGCAGGAGAGGAAGAUUAAGCAUGAAAACGAUGGCGUGCAGUUUCCUUACCAUGGACUCUCCUCGCCUGGUUCUCUUAAGAAGCCGGGGAAAUUCGAUUACAGCUCCCUGUCGCAGCAGACGAGGUCGCCCCGCGUGCCGUUCACCCAUCACCCGCUGCCAAUGCUGGCGGGCGUGAGACCAGGGAGCCCCCGUGCUUCAGCGUCCGCCCUGCACUUCCCCUCUCCCUCCAUCAUCCAGCAGUCCAGCCCGUACUUCACCCACCCCACCAUCCGCUACCACCACCACCCUGGACAGGACCCCCUGAAGGAGUUUGUGCAGUUUGUCUGUGCUGAUGGCUCAGGGCAGUCUGGCAGCCAGCCAAACGGGAGCGGCCAAAGCAAAAUGCCGGGCUCCUUCUUGCUGCCUCCACCUCCCCCAGUGGCCCGCCCUGUGCCCCUCCCCAUGUCCGACUCUAAAUCCAGCAGCACGCCCCCAGACGGCGGACUGACCUCGCCCACAUCUCCGUCAUACUCCACGUCAGGGACCACCGCUCCCAACAGGUUUGUCAGCAUCGGAUCACGGGACAACAACUUUCUGAACAUCCCACAGCAGACUCAGUCUUGGUUCCUCUGACAUGACCUGUCUGCAAACCAGCAACUAGAAUUAUUUCUUUACAAUCGGGAGUUGAAACAUGGAAAACCGAGAAAUAACCCACAGGAAAUUGCCCUCAGAAACAAACAAACCAGGAAAUCUAGUAGAGGAACUCUGGACACCAUUACUUAAACAGAGGGAACCCCCCCCCCCCCCGUGUUUAAGCAGGGAGGAUGAUAUGAUUUGGGAGGGGAGGAGGACAAGCAGUCAUCUCUCAAAACCACCGAACCAGCGAAACAUGGCAACACAAAAAAAGGAACCAGAAGAGAAAAAUGGUUACCUUCUACUUCCAAACAAGGACGCAUUGUGUAAUGGCUGGGAAAAUCAACAGAUCAACGGCAGACCUUUUCAUACAAAAAAAACAAACAAACACACAUAGAGUUGAAGGCUAACAGAAUAUAAAUGAGGCACCCUCGCCACGGUCAUAUUCCAACAAGCCCAUUUGGUUCCAGUGAAAUACAGUUUGUGUUACUGUGACGUCACUCAAAACAAAUCAAUUGACCAGUCUUUCCCAGUCUUAUAACCAUUGGCCUAAUCAGCCCCACUACUAACAAGACAGGAACCUGCCAAAAACAUAUCCUAAAUGUUACGCCACAAGCUGAAUUAACACUAAUCUCAUGUGCACUAGUCCCCCUAUGCGGCCCGGCUGGAAAACAGGCUUUCAGUUUUGUUUUUGGUGGAAGAGGGAAAACUAUGACAUGAGAUGUCUCAACAAACAGCUCCGCAACACCACGGCCUUCACUUUAACCAGCAUCCCAGUAGAAGAACCAGAACCCAGAAAAGCAAAAUGCAAUUGCCUAGUUCACUCUUGACAACUUACCACUACUACAAGAAGUGCUAUGUCCAUCCACUUUCAAUUGAAUGACGAAACCCGAUUUCAACACACACACACACACACUCACACGUACAGUGUAAUAAGUGACAUGCUAUUCUAUUCUGUAAAAUAUAUUUUCCCCCUUGUAAUAGACAGGUUAUAAACCUUUUCAAAUCAUUAGGGACAACUUACUGUAAAAUAUAUUUGCCCCCUUGUAGUAGACACAGCACCACAAACUUCUUUAAAAACACGAAGGCCUAUGCAUCAAUAAGCCUAAAUACACUGCGGCAGUAGUAAUAUUCCCAUUUGUGCAGAAUUAUGUAAUGUUUUUUGUUUCUUCUCUUUUUGGAAUUCCUUUGAAUUUGUCCGUUUUUUUUUUUUCCACAUAUUUUGUUUGAAUGACAGCACCUUAUUGAGAAAUCCAGCAGGUGGGAGCGAGACUUAGAGUGGUAUUGCCAGGAAGGAUGAUCCGGUCAGUGUUUAGUAGCGUGCAGUGAAACAGUGACAUUAGGUUGCUGAGGGCCUAGAGUCCACCACCCUCCGUCUCCCUGAAGUUUACCCUUUUUGUUUACACUCCCAGACUGCCCCUGUUCCAAGAACAGAGAGCCACGCUGUGGAGCAAAAUGAUGAUGUGACAUAUCUGUUCCCAUGGUUGGGGAGGAAAGCCUGGGCUCCAGGCACUAUUGAGAUGGUUUGGCAGGGUAGUAUGUUCUUCUCUAUUCCCGGACCCUUGCAGGUCCCUGUGUCACCCAUACUGUUACGCAGAUGUUUCCCUUCAAUCAGCCCUUAUGGAUCCAACUGCACUAAAGAUAACUUACCAGCCAAAGGUUAUAAACCUUUUCAAAUCAAUAGGGACAACUUACACUACCUUAGCACCCCCCCCCCCCCCCCCCCCACCUAAAAACACACACACACAAUCCCAUGCGAACCUAUAAACAGCAAAUCCCAGCCACCAGCCCCUUGCCAAACUGUCCAUUAAGGCACGUCCUGACAUAGAGGCUGAGGAAACCUUUUGUCUGGAAUCAAAUCGCUAAGUCAUUACAAAUUCUACCGUUACUUUCAGUUCGAGCACAUUUUCUUUAGUAUUAUUAAGUCACCAACCUCACUAAAUAACUGGACUGCCCGGCCAUGUGCUUCACUGCAGGGAAAAGGUGUUGCCACGCGGCUGCCGUCUCAUCAGCAUGAUAGAGGAGCAGCUCUGCUGGAUAAACAUGACGAUGGCUGUGGUGGUUUCUCUUCUGAUCUAUGGAAGUGCCUCUGUAUUCCCAUUAUGCAAUUUGUUAAACAUGAAUUCAGGUUGUUUUUCUCACAUAUAAGCUAUUGUGAAUGGUGGGGACGUUCUAUGUCUGGGGGACAAAACAGCGACAGAUCACUAGGUGAAUGCAAUCAUCUUUAUGUACACAUAUAUAUUUAUAGAUAUAUACAUUUUUAUUUGCAAAAUUAGCUCUGUGGCAGUCUAGUUAUUUUUUGAAGCAUGGCACUGUCAAUCGAUGCGUCUUCAGCGGCUGAUUAGUGCUGAAGUGUCAGUCCCCACACCUACACCUACAAGCAAAAAGUCCUCUACAAAUACGAUAGAUACGUGAUUUAUAUAGCAAACAGUGAAGUGACAUUGUAGUCAAAGAAAAGAACGGAUUUGAUUUUGGUUGUUCUUUCUUGUUUGGUUGGGAAGUAUUGUUGAAAAAAAAAAAUCUUGUAUGUAUGUUGAUUGAGCCAUGUGCAAUGCCUUGGGUAGAUAACUAUUGUGUCUGAUGGAGAUGUUUGAGGGUGUUUAGAGAAAAGUGAGGGUAAACCUCUAUUUAGUUUUUGUUUUAAGUCCCCAUGCUCCGGGACUCUAAACUCAUGGGUGGAGAGAGAAAAAAAAUCCCAGUCUUUGUAAGUUUGGGGAAUUCGUUUUGAAAUGUUUUCCUUAUUUCUUUUAUAAUUUCUAUUUGUAAUGAUUUGUUUAUAAAAUGUGGGAAGGCUGAAGGAACAAUUUUGCAAAACAAAAAUAUAUAUCACUAAAUGAAACUGGUGCUUUUUAUGAAAUAAAGUACAUUCAAACUCUAUUAUACAUAAAUAGUAAUAAACAAAAUUAAGUGUUAUCAUAAAGCAAAUUUUAGGAAACAUGCAUUAUUCUAUUUCUCUUUUUGUAUUAACCAAGAGGGGAAGGGUUUCAAUAUAUGAAAAGGUUGUGACAAAAGGCAUUUUUCUUCAUCCUUUAUCCCAUAGCAGAAAGAGAUCUGUUUAGAGAUUCACUAGGUAGUUAUUCUGACAAUGGGAUGGUGAACUAGAGGGCUGAAAGGACUAAAACCUGUUUAACAGAUAAAUUCCAUCUUGUAUCCAAACUUGUAAGCUGUGGACACAUUUAAAAUUGUUUAAGACACAGACAAGGUCUUCCCCAAUUUGGGAGAUGCUUUAGAAAAUGUUUUUACUGUUUGCUCAACCACAAAGUGAAAAGUAGCGUUUGGCGAGAUGGGAGGUGUAAUGUGAAAUACAUUUUGGUAGGCUUAGCUGACUAGUAGACUCCUAUCUCAACCCAAACAAAAGAUAGGGCAGGGUAAGUUGGAGUGUAUUUUGAGCACAAGUUAUAAGUAUCAAAGAAGUGAACCCCUUCCCCCAUUCCAUGCCCCCCCCUCCCAAUCCCCAGUGUACAUGACUUUAAAUAUUUGUUUGGUGAUGUAGUGUUAGACUCAGAGCAUCUUAAAGGUUGUACCCUAAAAAGUGCCUUUUGUUCACAGACUCCAUCUUGUAUUCCUGAGUGCCCGUUACAAAAAAAAAGUCCCCUCCUUCAUACUUCUUCUAUAUCCUCUUCUUCAAGCUUUUCAAAGCAGUAUACAGUAUAUAAUACUAAAGGAAAUUGGUGUGAUUUAGUUCUUUUCAUUGUUGAAUAAUUAAGAAAAGAAAAAAAAAGUAUGUCUUGCUUCUCUUCCUCUGUAUCUUGUCUUCUGUCUCUCUUGGACACUGGAGUAGUCGUUAGCCUCCUUACCCUUUCCUUAUGCUUCCCCAAUCCCCCUUUUUUCUGAAUGGAAACUUUGCAAAAACGUUGUCUGAGCAGAAUGCAGUUAGCUCACAUGUUAUUCUUGUCUGUAUGCUUCACAUUGUAUACCAUACCCAUCUCUUCAGCUUAUUCAUUGAACAGCUAAUGUAAGUGAACAAGUUACGCCGGUGGGCUCUUGGCGUGUGGCGAGGAGAGGGUCUGUGAGGGCGCCUUGGUUUUUGACUGGGACGCUUGGGAUGACAUAUCUCACUGUAGGGGGUGAGUAGGACUUCCCCUUUUGAUGGGCAUGAGAGCUACAUGGCCAGUGGGGCAGAAUAGACAGGUUCGUUUGUGAUUCUUGUUUUUAACUAUUAUAUAUAUAUUUCUUUUUUUUUUACUGAAUUAGGAUUUGCUUUGAUCUUGUUGUUAUUGCAUAUCUUAGGCAGCAAUGCUGCACUGAGACCUUCAAUGAUGCACCUUUUAGUGGUUGUAUGAGACCAGCUAUUUAAACAAGUGAAAGUACCUGAAAUGACUAAGCACCUUAUAUCGAAAUGACUGACAGGCUCAGAUUCACAGUCCAAAAAAACCCAGCCACAAUAGUCCACAUCAUUUAGACUACAUAUUCAAAUUAAGUGAAGAGUUUUAGGUUUCACACGUGCUACAUAAAGACAUGCUUAGAGCGCAUCUUGCAGUUUCACCAGCAGAAUCAAGAAAAGGUUUGAUAGUAGACCUACUUGUUUCCUACAAGAAUAUGCACAUUCUUAUUCUAAGUGAUUGAAGCCAGCAUUAGCAUUAGCUUUUACACAAAGAUCCAGUUUCGAAGCCAUAGUGACAAACAGGUUGUAGUGUGCUUUGCUUGGACAGAAUGUCGGUCCCGACCCAUUUUGCCCAGCAGUACCAGACAGCUCCAACUCCUGGGCCUUGGACUUUGUUAAUAUUUUUCCUUUGCUUUGUUUGUUUUUAUUGUGUAUGGCAUUGGGCCGUGUUUAGCGAUGUGUAGUGAGCUCCCAGCUGGCCAUGCCGCCCCCCCAGCUCCCACUGGGCCUCUCUGUGCAGCUGCCCUCCCUCAGGAACACACCGGCCAGAGCCCAUGGUGAAAUGCAUGUGUUAAUUACAGUUUCUUUUCCAUAAUAAGAAAAACAGUUAAAAAAAAAGAGCAACACCUUUAACUGAUUGAAUAAAAGGAUGUUCUUGACUGUAACAUA
Esox lucius (northern pike) is the source of this 7729-nucleotide messenger RNA. It is a transcript of the gene nfixb, whose product is annotated as nuclear factor I/Xb. Bases 1021 to 2736 code for a protein of 571 amino acids. Lineage: Eukaryota; Metazoa; Chordata; Actinopteri; Esociformes; Esocidae. Gene Ontology annotation, cellular component: nucleus. Gene Ontology annotation, biological process: regulation of transcription by RNA polymerase II. The transcript has 15 exons. The record is from RefSeq and is a predicted model, not a curated record. Gene Ontology annotation, molecular function: DNA-binding transcription factor activity, RNA polymerase II-specific; RNA polymerase II cis-regulatory region sequence-specific DNA binding.